Messenger RNA from Fonsecaea erecta, 411 nucleotides. RefSeq lists its product as hypothetical. NCBI's taxonomy places the organism in Eukaryota, Fungi, Ascomycota, Eurotiomycetes, Chaetothyriales, Herpotrichiellaceae. The record is from RefSeq and is a predicted model, not a curated record. The coding region runs from base 1 to 411 and encodes 136 amino acids. The transcript has a single exon.
AUGUGGGAGAAACUCCGCGCACUCUUCAAAAAGAAACAUCUUUGUACGGCGGAGACAGCCUCUCAACAACCAAAAACCCACCCACGCCGUCCAUCCGACCCCUACAGCAGUCUCAGCGAAGUGGCUGUCCCGCCGCCGAUCCAGGACCGGGACGAUUCCGGGAUGUUUUUCCACCACCACCAUACCCUGGAAGAGAAUCUCGAGCGGAGCUCGCGGGGCCUGAACCAGGACCAGGACAGUGAAGGUGAAGGUGAAGCCGAGAACGCCUGCAGCGGGGACGGUCUUCUCGUCCGCCAUCAUACCCUCGAGGAGAAUAUCAGACUCGCGAGGGAGCUGUCGCGGGAGUUGCGGAGGCAGUCGAACGAGUUGAGGCGGCGGUCUAGUGAGUACCAACGGGGCACAAAUCAUUGA